Messenger RNA from Tetrahymena thermophila SB210, 282 nucleotides. RefSeq lists its product as hypothetical. Lineage: Eukaryota; Ciliophora; Oligohymenophorea; Hymenostomatida; Tetrahymenidae. The transcript has 2 exons. The record is from RefSeq and is a predicted model, not a curated record.
AUGUCAACUAGAAAGAUUUUUGAUUCCGAAGAAUAAUCUUUUAUUCGUCUUGUUGAUAAGUUCUACUUGGGCUUAUCCUUAACCAAGCUUUGUGCUUAGAGUUGUAACCUUCUUAGAAACGAUAUCUCAGGAAGCGCUCUUACCUAAAAGGAAAAGGAUUGUUUGAGCAUUUGCUAUAAUAAUAUUGAAAAGACUCAAUCUGCCUUCUAUGCUAAGGUUAAGACUACCAUGAAUUUACCUGCUGUAGAAGAUGAUGGUGAAGAAGGUGGUGACGACGAGUGA